CGUUGCCGGGCGGAAGCGGCGGCGGUUGGUGUUUAAAGGCUCCGCGGCGGCAAAAGGGCGGCGAGUGGCGGCAAGGCGGGCGGAGUGGCCCGGGAGCUUCCUGGUCUCUCCGCUCCGCCUCGGGAGAAGCCGGGCGGAGCGCCGAGAUGGUCUCCAGAGCCGCCGAUCGGCUGCUGAUCGUCGUCUCCGUGCUGGAAGGGCGCUGUUUCCCAAAACGACCCAAGCACGAGCUUGUAGUUGAAGCCAAGUUAGAUGGUGAACAGUUGGCUACUGACCCCGUGGAGCAUACUGAUCAGCCAGAAUUUGCUACAGAAUUGGCCUGGGAACUUGAUAGGAAAGCACUUCAUCAGCACAGACUGCAGCGUACACCUAUCAAACUCCAAUGUUUUGCGCUGGAUCCUGUAUCUUCAGCUAAAGAGAAUAUAGGCUAUAUUGUACUGGAUCUAAGGGCUGCACCAGAAAAGAAACAGGCACCUAAAUGGUAUCCUUUGCUUAGUAACAAGUACCCUAAGUUUAAACCUGAAAUACAAAUUGGUGUUGCAUUGGAGGCAGAUUCAAAAGCACUGGUUGAUGAUUUUAAAGCAAAGGAGGCACCCCCUAGAGAAGAGAAGGUACUAACCCUUUUUUGUGGACUGGACCCUAAAAGUAUUGUGCCAGUCUUGAAUGAAGAAGAGGGCUAUCAUCAAAUUGGACCAGCAGAGUAUUGCCGAGAUCAUUUUGUCUUAUCUGUAACUAUUGUAUUUGCCACACAGUUGGAACAGUUAGUUCCUAGUACUAUGAAGCUCCCUGAUCGACAACCUGAGUUUUUUUUCUACUACUCAUUACUGGGAAAUGAUGUCACAAAUGAACCUUUCACUGAUUUAAUUAAUCCAAACUUCGAGCCAGAAAGAGCUUCAGUUCGAAUACGUAGUACAGUAGAUGUUCUUCAAGUUUAUCUUUGUGCACAGUCAAAAUUGCAGGUCCAUCUUUGCUGUGGGGACCACUCUCUUGGAAGCACUGAAGUUCCCCUGUCUGGACUCCUGAAGAGUGGAAGUGUGGAGAUUGACCAACACCCUGUGGCAAUAGAAGGACCAUUUGUUCUUGUUCCACCAAAUAGAGCUAAACAGAAGCUGCCACAGCUGCCUUUGGAUCUGGCCCCUACUGUUGGGGUAUCUGUAAUUCUUCAAAGGGAGAGCUUGACUACCCAGCCUUUGAUUCCCUUAAAUGCUGCAACUGAACCCAAACAGCCACGGGAGAAAGUUCUUUCACAUGUUACUGGAAAAACAGAGAAGCAGCAGCAGAGAUCCCAGAAUGUACCAUCUCAAGCCAACCAGUGUUCAUCAAAAGAAGAUGUAGCAACAGAGAGUGAAGUGGAAAGUCUUAAGUUUGAAAAAGGCACAAAACCAAGGAAGAGGGGAGUGCUCACUGGCUACCCUCAAGAGGUUAACAAACAGUGUUUUGAAGAGCUUCCAGCUUUGAAAUCGCAGAGCAGAGCAAAAUCACCUCUGACAGAUAUGCAAAAUCCUACUGAUAGUGGUCCAGUAGCGAUAUCUCAGCUUAACCCUGUGGGUCUGUCCAGUCCUUCUGAGCCUGCAUCAGCACAGAAAAUUGUCAUUCCAGCAGCCUCUCACCAUUUUUGCUUUUCAAUAGACUUAAGAAGUAUACGUAGUCUGGAAGUUGGUUUUCCAAUAAAUUGCAUUCUAAGGUAUUCGUACCCAUUUUUUGGCAGUGCAGCACCUAUUAUGACAAGUCCACCUGUAGAAGUUAGAAAGAAUAUGGAAGUCUUUCUUCCAAAGUCAUAUUGUGCAUUUGAUUUUGCAACUAUACCUCGUCAGCUUCAAGAUACUUUCUUCAGAUUACCUCUGCUGGUCGAAUUGUGGCACAAAGAUAAAACAGCCAAAGACUUGCUUCUAGGAGUGGCAAGACUUCAGCUUUCAAGUGUUUUGGCUUCAGAAAAAACCCGUUUCUUGGGUGGGAAUGGUGAACAAUGCUGGCGUCAGACUUGUAAUGAAACAGUCAGUUUCACAGCAGCACAAGGGUCAGGCAGCAGAAUAGCAGAGCUUUCAUACACCAUCACCUUGGAAGACUACGGACUUGUCAAAGUGCAAGAAGUUAUGGUGUCAGAUUCUUCUCAAGAAGUAGGUGCUGGUCAACAACGGCAUGUUGCUCACACUCAGCUUCUCUGUGCCCCAGAAGACCAUCCAGAACCUCGAGAAACUCUGGAAUACAAAGCAGCACUGGAGUUAGAAAUGUGGAAGGAAAUGCAAGAAGACAUUUUUGAAAAUCAGCUUAAAAAGAAGGAAAUGGUCCAUAUGCAAGCACUUGCAGAGGAAUGGAAGAAAAGAGACAAAGAGAGAGAGUCAUUAGUGAAGAAAAAGGUAGCAGAAUAUAAUGUUUUGGAAGAAAAGCUUCAGAAAACCCUGAGAGAUCUGGAUAAGCGAGAGCGACAACUUUUUAGUGCUGAAUCAGAGGUUCAAAGAGUAAAGAAGGAGCUGCAAGCAGAUCAUGAACGAAAUCUGCAGGUGCUUCAGGAUUCUUUGCGUCGAGCCAGGGAAGAAUGUGCACACCAGCUAGAGCUAGAAAGGUCAAAAAUCAAACAACUGGAAGAAGACAAGCAUCACUUACAUCAGCAGCUUUAUGAAGCAGAAAAUAAGCAUAAGACUUUGCAGAAGGAGUUUCAGCAAUACAAAGAACAGCAAAGUAGCAAACCAGAAAUCCAGCUACAAUCAGAAAUAAAUCUUCUCACUUUAGAAAAGGUUGAACUUGAAAGAAAGUUAGAGUCAGCUACCAAGUCAAAGCUUCACUACAAACAACAAUGGACGAGGGCUUUGAAAGAACUUGCAAGAUUAAAACAGCGGGAACAAGAAAAUGCAAUGGCUCAUCUUAAAAGGCAGCAACAAGAGCUCGAACACAUGAGAUUGCGCUAUUUGGCAGCGGAAGAAAAAGAGCUGGGAAAAACAGACCGACAAGAGCUGGAGGAUAUCAGAAAUGAACUUAACAGGCUAAAACAACAAGAAGAGGAGAGAAAGAAAUUACAGGAUGCUAGAGAUAAUUCUGCUGGUAGAAUGGAUAGUCUUCAUUGUAGAAAACUAAAUGAGAAUACAGAUGAUUACCUUUCUCGUCUGAUAGAAGAGAGGGACACCCUGCUAAGAACUGGAGUCUAUAAUAAUGAAGACCAUAUUGUAAGUGAACUAGAUCGUCAAAUCAGAGAGGCUAUUGCAAAAAGGAACAUCACUAUUUAAAAGCAUGCAAAAAGUUUUAGAGCCAAAAUCUGAAUAGAGUGACUUGUAUAAGCCUAUAGUACUUUGUGAAAUAUAUAACAUCAUGCUUUGUUUUGCACAUUAUGGUCAGCUCUCUUUGAAGUCACGUAAGUGCUUGCAACAUGUCAAGUUAAGCACAGUUUUAAGUUUUAUGGGGCAAAUGACUGGUUUUUAGUGUUUUUAUACUCAUAUGUAUAUAUAUAUAAUUGUGUGCAUGUGUAAAUAUAUUUAUCUUGUGUACGCUCUUCUGAAAUGUUUCCUGCCUCUUCUUGUAUCACCCUGACUAGGCUUAUUUUUAAUAUUGAUUCUAAGAGGUUUUUAGUCAUUCAGUUUUUAAAAAUAUCUCUUCAGCUAUACUAGGGAGAACAUCGGCUGUUUUCUCUGACAAAUCUCCUAAUUCUGAACAGAACUAAGGCACUGACUCAAUGUUAGUUUUUUUACUAAAUGACAAAUAAUAAAUUUUUGCUUCUCUGACUGCAGCUACCAUAACUAAUUUAUGUAGUAAUUAAGAUACAAGGUUUUAAAUUUGAGGGGGAAAAUCAAACCUUAUGAAACUGAAGCUGAAUGAGUUAUUAACUAGCCUGAUUGUCCAGGGUUGCCCUAGCAAUUUUGCACAUGUUCUGUUAAGGCUAUACCCGGGAAGAUGAAGACCUUAUUCAGAAGUAUACAUGCAUUCUUACAUCAAUCCCUAAUGAGGAAAGAUACCUGAAGCCAUAAUUCUGAACACAAACAUGAAACAAGAUCUUUUCCAAGUCAAGUUACUUAAGACGUGUUUCAGAACACGUUAACUCAUUACCACUUAAAUUGUUUGAUUGUGGAAGUACAAACAGCGUGCAAGGGAGAAAUUCAUAAUUAAUGUUAGUUUGUCCAUAAGCACAAUUGAAAAAUUUUUGUUUUCCAGCUUUCCUUCAAUUUCUGUUAGGAUUUACCUAGUAACAGUAACAUACAACACUGUCAAUUCAUUAGGCAUCUCCUGUAGUCACUAGUGUUUCCAUUUGAAUGUCAAGUACAAAAAUCAUCUUAUGAUUUAUUAGUUUUAGAAUGAACGAAGAUACUGGUGGAAAAAAAAAAUAGUGAUUUGGGAUUUUUAAUAAAAUCAGUGAACUAUCAUAGAGAAGCUUGUAUACGUGCGACCUUCCUGUUUUGUGUAGUAUUAAUUAUAAAAUGGGAGAAGGGGCAUUUAGGUCUCCAUGCAUUGUUUGUUCUCCUCCUUACCAUGAGUGUAGGUCCUGCUAAAUAAACUAUUCAUUUAGACUCCUUAGAAAAGUUAUAAACAAGCUGUAUAAACAUUGAGACCAUAUUCCCUGAGGAAUACUUGAAUACUUACCAAUACCAGGCUUCAUAAAAAAUGCUUUUGUAAAUAUAUUUUUCUAAGUAGUAUGCUUAGAGAUCCCUCUCCACUAACAAAGAAAAUACCACCCUCUUAAGUCCCAUAGAAAUCCAUGAAAUGCAGUUUUCAAAUACUGUUUACAUCAUGCUGUAUGAUAUCCUGAUAUAACUGAUGCAGGGUUAUAUGCAAUUAUUUUAAAUUAUGUGGAAAGCUUCUAUCUUGACAAGAAAACUUGUUCAUAACUUUUUUUCUUCAAAUGCUUGCUUACUUGUGUAGUUUCUUCUCUAGACACUGGAGGGUGCCUGAGACUUAAAUAUUGCAAAAACAAUGUUGACUAAAUUUUCAUAACUGGUUGGUUUUUGAACUGGCAUUUUAUGACUUUUUGGGUGUAUUAUUUUAUGAAAUAAAAUUCAAUUUUCAAGUAAA
Molecule: messenger RNA, 4995 nt
Organism: Lonchura striata (white-rumped munia)
Lineage: Eukaryota; Metazoa; Chordata; Aves; Passeriformes; Estrildidae
Gene: CEP120
Product: centrosomal protein 120
Biological process (GO): positive regulation of centriole elongation; interkinetic nuclear migration
Cellular component (GO): centrosome
Source: RefSeq, a predicted model, not a curated record